AAGGGAACGCCUGGCUAACUCUGUUUUGCAUGCUGUUGUAGGGUUGUAUUCAUUCACUCUUUUCUAAAACGUUUUCUUGAGAAGCUAUGUGAAAGAUGCCAGCAGAAGUAUCAGAAAAGAAAGAGAUAGAGAAAACUACUUGGGAGAAGCUUCAGCUUCCAUAUGAUCCAGACUGUGUUAGCUGCAAGGUUAUUGGAAUGUUAACCUUAUAUGGUGCAGGAAUACUGGUCUUGAGCAAUGUGAAAAGAGUGCCUGAAGCCAACAAAGCUGGGAAAUUUGCUAUGGGUCUCUUUGGAUUAGGUUUACUUGGCACUGGAACGAUGAGGCUCUUUGUAUAAACACUUUGAGAAAAUAUCCAUAUUUCUCCUCAGAGGACUAAAAUCUUAAAGGAGUGGGGAGGACCUUAUACUUUAUUUAAAUGAAAGUUUUCAAUAGAGCUGAUUAACCAAUUUCCCCCAGUUUUCUGUAGUAUGUCCUUACUUACCACAUUUUUCAUCAUCUAGCCGUCCAAAUGUUGUGGAAGUGGUAAAUGAGAGAAAAAAGAAAACUGGGGGAAAUUGGUUUCUUACCACAGAAAAUUUGCGAUUUUACCACAAAAACAAGGGAAAAAUUUGAAAGAAAAAUGGUUUGAAUGUGUGUGUGAUUUGCUGGGGUAAUUUAUCAGUAUGUCCUCCUAUUUCUCUUGGCUCUAGACCAAUCAGAAAGUGAGAAAACUCACAAAUGUGGCAAAAUAAAAAAUUUGACAUUUGUCCACACUUCUGGAGAAAGUAUGGGUGUUUAUUAUCUACCCUGUUGGAUUAAGAAAAUAAAUUUCACAUAUAUUUUUGGAGCAAAACACUGAGGUAAAAUACUUUUGUAUGCUAGUUUUUGUAUAAGAUUUAAACACUUCAAAUUUUAAUUUAUAGGAUGAAGUUUUAUUUUGAUUCUUGGGCUUGAUAAGAAAGUUAUAUCCGAUUAAAUGCAACAAAUAUUGUUUCAAAUGUAAAACGAGAAAACUUUAAUGUGAUGGAUACAAAGAAAUAAAAGAAAA
Molecule: messenger RNA, 1030 nt
Organism: Actinia tenebrosa (Australian red waratah sea anemone)
Lineage: Eukaryota; Metazoa; Cnidaria; Anthozoa; Actiniaria; Actiniidae
Source: RefSeq, a predicted model, not a curated record